UUACUAAUAACACAACCCGGUAACACCUGAUGGACGAUGGACGCCAGUGAUAGACUGAUAGAUAUAUAUUGUGGCACAAAUGGAUUGAUAUAUUUCUAGUUGGUUUCAGAAGCCAACUCCGCAAUGGCAGCCGAAGGCAGCUCCGUAGACAAGUACGAUCUCCAAAGUGACCUCCCCUCACUGGACUGGGAAUUAAACCUCGUACUGGACGAAAUAUCACAGGAAAUGACUGAGGAAGAUGUCGACAGGAUGAAGAAUUUCUGCGCUGGAGAAGAGGGAAUACCUACCGGGGUCCUUGAAACCAUCACCAGUGGCCUCCAUUUCUUUAAAAUACUAAGACGCCAGAACUAUCUCGACCGACGCAACCUGUUAUUCCUACAAGCAAUGCUGUGGAACCUUGGAAAGAAAAGGAGGACAUUGUAUUAGAAAUUAUCGGAAUUUGUUAAACGUUGUGAAUUAGAGCCAUUGAACUUUUUCACUUACGAAGAGCCCUUGAUGCCAGGUUUCCAGUAUGUAUAUUUCCAUGUUUCGGGUACGGAUACCAGUGGACGAGAAAUCAGUAGACUCCAGGCCCUGGUGUCAAAACUUGUAAGGGUACCACUUCAUUUAGUACACCUUAGCGGUAUAAAACCGUAUCGAAGCAUCAUCAUCACCUUCCGACUUCCGGUCGAUAUGGUGCAGACCCUCACGAACCUCACAUCGGAGGAGAAGGGACUCUUACAGAAUGAAGGUUUAUAGGGAAAGAUGAAGUCAGAGUAGCACAUGAGAAAUCGGACAUCCCUGCAAUGCUUAGUGAACGAGAUGAAGUUAUUAAACUUAUAAACCGAAACAGGACACUCGGGAAAGAAGUAGAAAGUCAUCUUUUAGACAUUUCUGAAGAGGAAAGGAAAGUUGAAAAAUUGAAAGAUGAUUUGCAGCAAAUGAACGACACUUUUCGCGAGGUAUUGACAAUACCUAUGAAUGGUAGGCAAGUUCAAACUCAUAUCGACUUUGACAAAGAAACAGUACUUGCUGAAAAAAUCAAGGAAUUCGAUGGAAAAUAUCCCAGAUGCUCUCAUGAACUGCACGAGCUGUUGAAAGUCCAGAGUGUUGUUGUUAAGCAAACACAGGAGAGUACAUGGAGCCUCUACAUCAACGUCAUGGUGACAGAGUAUGAGGCGCUGUAUAGACAACUACAUGGUGAUUUCUAUGAACUGUACUUACAGUGUGACACCGAUCCUGAUUACUGGUCAAACGAUCAUCUACCAUCGGAGCCUUCUACUCCAGGCCAAUCAAUGGCUUCCUGCGUUUCCGGACAGGAUGCAGUCCUCAGGGAGUUAUCGAUGGGAUUAAACGAUGAACAAAGAGCUGCAUUCAGGGGGAGUAUUGCUUUGUCAGAGGAGGAAGAAAAUGUUUUAAAGAAAUCUCCCCAAGAAUUUCUUGGACUUAUCAUUGGGAAGGAACCACUUCUAGAAGGAAAAGACUUAAAACAAUACCUGAUCGAGAAACUAGAAGCUGGUGGAAGCAGCGACGUGGAACACGUCAACCACUGCUUCGAUGCCACAGCAUCUACAACGCAUGAGGAAAAUGUCGAUCAUCAUGACCUUGACCACCCGACGGCAAUGUCCACCCCAAAGGCCGGGACAGCUAUGUUGCGACGAAGCGCGAGUGAUAUUUUCCCGAAACCUUUUCGCGGCCCUUACACUGUUGAUGAUCUUUACAUGAGAUUAAUGGCUUUCAGAGACGUCAUACCAGUAUUACUGAAUCAGCUGCCAGCUACAGACAGGCUUAAACACAAAACAUUGAGAAUGCAAUCCACUCCAGAGGUUUUAUUACAUCGCAAUGUGUCAAUGUUUCAAUGAAACACGUAGUGGUAAAGUGAAAUUUUCGUACAGAGGUUAAUAUCAAAUAUGGAUACCUCUUAAUCCUGACGUAUUCUUAUAAAAUAAUUUUCCGGUUACUUGAAACAGGAAUUUGUGGAAUCCACUCAUUCCAAUAUCAAUGCAUAAGAAUUUAAGAAUUUUCAUAAUAAUUCUGAGCAUUCGGUUGCGUAACCAACGUUUCAAUAGACCGCCCGUCCCUAACAAAAUACUUACAAAAGAUUUAACAAGGUAUCGACAGGUAUCUUUUUUUAUUUAUCUUCAAAUCUGAUUUUAACAAAGUUAUUUUCUAUUUGAAAUGUUGCUUUCUAUUUGAAAAGAUGUUACAUUAAAGGACAGUAAACAACCGAUGAGAAUUAUAAUUAAAGAACUGAAAUAUUA
Messenger RNA from Mizuhopecten yessoensis (Yesso scallop), 2240 nucleotides. RefSeq lists its product as uncharacterized. The coding region runs from base 786 to 1841 and encodes 351 amino acids. Lineage: Eukaryota; Metazoa; Mollusca; Bivalvia; Pectinida; Pectinidae. The record is from RefSeq and is a predicted model, not a curated record. The transcript is spliced from 8 exons.